Messenger RNA from Eutrema salsugineum, 1011 nucleotides. RefSeq names its product NDR1/HIN1-like protein 6. The transcript has a single exon. Gene Ontology annotation, cellular component: plasma membrane. The coding region runs from base 101 to 883 and encodes 260 amino acids. The record is from RefSeq and is a predicted model, not a curated record. Lineage: Eukaryota; Viridiplantae; Streptophyta; Magnoliopsida; Brassicales; Brassicaceae.
UAUCUUAUAAAGAAAAACACACACAUUCGAAAUCUAACCCUUAAUUGAUUCUUCCUCUAAUCAAUCUUUCCCUCUCUCUCCCUCCCUCUGAAUCUCCGAUAUGGGAAAAGACAAAGUUUCCAAGGCAUCGAAACCUCCCGGCGGCCGCGGCGAACCAACAAUCAACCCACCAGUCCCGGGGCCCAAAGGCAAGCGCGCAAAUCGUCCACCUUACCCUCCACCACCACCAGGCGGUCGCCGCCGUAGCCAUGGCCGUGGUUGUUGCUGUCGUUGCUGCUGCUGGAUGAUUUUCUUGAUCAUACUCUUAGUCCUCCUCGUCGCCGCCGCAUCCGCCAUCGUAUACCUAAUCUACCGUCCUCAACGGCCAAGCUUCACCGUCUCUUCCAUCAAAAUCUCCACUCUCAAUUUCACCUCCGCAACACACCUCACCACCGCGAUUUCCCUCUCCGUCAUCGCCAGAAACCCGAACAAGAACGUCCGGUUCAACUACGACGACACAGACAUCACCGUCUACAAAACGUCACCGAAAGAUGAUGACGUCGUCAUCGGUGAAGGCAAGAUCGCUUCGUUUGUCCACGGUGGCAAGAACACGACUCUGCUCGUAGCUGAGAUCGGAAGUCCUAAGGGAGACCUCGACGAUGAGUCGGCGACUAAGCUUAAAGGAGAGCUCAAGGAGAAGAAAGGAGUGGUGAUUAAGGUUGUUCUUGAAACGAACGUGAAUUUGAAGAUGGGAGCUUUGGUAACCCCUAAAUCAGGUAUUCAGGUUACUUGCCAAGGAAUUAAAGCGGUGGCUCCGAAUGGGAACAAGGCGACGACGGCGACUACCUCCGACGCCAAGUGUUCGGUUGAUCUCCGGUACAAGAUCUGGGAAAUUACUUUUUAAACAUUGAGAGGGGAAAAUGGAAUUCACAUUUGUAGUUUUCUUCUUCUUCCCUUUUUUGUUUUAAUAUACUGUAUCCAUUGUUUCAAUUUUCAUUUCUUCAUAAUUUGACUUCAUAUACAGUUCUUCCA